Molecule: messenger RNA, 2142 nt
Organism: Camellia sinensis
Lineage: Eukaryota; Viridiplantae; Streptophyta; Magnoliopsida; Ericales; Theaceae
Source: RefSeq, a predicted model, not a curated record
UCUACUUCCCGACUCUGCGGCCCGCCGGAAAUCAACCAUCUACCACAGUCCUCCGCCGCAGGCGGCGGCGAGAUGGAAACCAAUCUCCACUUCCCCGCCACGCCACCACGGAUGGGCUUCACCGAGAACCGCUCCCUCACCUACCUCGCCACCGGAAACCCAUGCCUCGACUUCUUCUUCCACGUGGUGCCCACCACACCGUCCGAUCAGCUGAUUCAACGGCUCACAUUGUCAUGGAACCACAACCCUCUCACCGCCGUCAAACUCAUCUGCCACCUUCGAGGCGUCCGAGGCACCGGAAAGUCCGACAGAGAGAGUUUCUACACGGCGGCGCUUUGGCUCCACAAACACCACCCCAAAACCCUAGCCUGCAACGUCGCCGUUUUCGCCCAGUUUGGGUACUUGAAGGACUUGCUCGAGAUCCUUUAUCGGCUCCUCGAAGGCCCUGAAGUUCGAUCGACGGCCAAGAUUGAAUGGAACAGAAACAAGAAGUGUUCAGGAAGGACUCGAAAAAUGUUCUACUUGGCGAAGAAGCGUAGUUCGAGACCGAAACGAGGACAAAUAGGAACGAAGAAGAAAGAUGACGAGAAAAAGAGGAGAUUGAGGGCUAAAGUACCCAGAGAGAAGAGGGUUGAAGCGAAUUUAGCGAAAGUGAAGGAGGAGAGAGAGAGAGCUAGGGUUUUGAGGAAAGAGAAAGAGUUUUCAAUGGCCAAAAGAGCUUUCGAGAGGUACAAUAGCGACUCUGAUUACAAGUUCUUGCACGAUCAGAUUUCGAGUCUCUUUGCCGAUCUCUUGAAGUCUGAUAUGCAGAACUUGAAUUCUGGAGAGACUAUGAACAUCAGUUUGGCAGCUAAAUGGUGCCCCACGAUAGACUCUGCAUAUGACAAGGCCACCCUGAUUUGCGAAAGCAUUGCGAGGAAGAUUUUUCCUCGUGAUUCUGAUCCUGAGUAUGAAUCAAUCGAAGCUGCUCACUAUGUUUACAGGGUCAGAGACCGACUUCGAAAGCAAGUUUUGGUUCCUCUUCACAAGGUCUUGAAGUUGCCCGAGGUUUAUAUGAGCGCUCAACAGUGGAAGGCUCUUCCUUAUAAUCGGGUUGCGUCGGUGGCGAUGAAGAACUACAAGAACAUCUUCUUGCAGCGUGACAACAAGCGAUUUAAUGGGUAUCUAGAGGAUGUAAAACUUGGAAAGGCGAAAAUAGCAGCCGGUGCAUUGCUUCCCCACGAGAUUGUAGCCUCACUGAACGACCCAGAUGGGGGGAAAGUUGCAGAGCUUCAGUGGGCUAGAAUGGUGGAUGACGUUGCAAAGAUGGGGAGACUGAGGAACUGCAUCGCCGUGUGUGAUGUAUCGGGGAGUAUGGAUGGGGAACCAAUGGAGGUCUGUGUUGCUCUUGGGCUGUUAAUUUCAGAGCUUAGUGAAGAGCCAUGGAAAGGGAAUGUGAUUACAUUCAGUGCCAAUCCUCAGCUUCACAAAGUUGAAGGGAAUAGUCUUCUGGAAAAGACUAAAUUCGUAAGGGAGAUGGAAUGGGGCAGUAAUACUGACUUCCAGAGAGUUUUCGAUAGGAUCUUGGAAGUUGCAGUUGCUGGGAAUUUGAAUGAAGAUCAGAUGAUAAAGAAGGUCUUUGUUUUCAGUGACAUGGAAUUUGAUCAAGCAUCUGGGCAUAGUAGAUUUGGAUAUGGGUAUGGGUUUGGCUAUGGGUACAAUGGAUAUGGUAAUUUCAACUCACAUAACGAUACAAGGCCAAAAGGGUGGGAGACAGAUUAUGAAGUGAUACAGAGGAAGUUUAGCGAGAAAGGGUAUAAUAAGUUACCGGAAAUUGUGUUUUGGAACCUCAGGAACUCCCUUGCUACUCCGGUGACAGCCAAGCAGAGUGGAGUGGCACUGGUUAGUGGCUAUUCAAAAAACAUGGUUACCGUAUUCCUCAAAGAAGACGGGCUUGUCAACCCAGAGACGGUGAUGGAACAUGCCAUUGCCGGUGAAGAGUACCAGAAACUAGUUGUAUAUGACUGAGUGGUAUGUCAAAUAGUUCAUUUUUCUUUUCAAGAAUCCAAAGUGUACCUCUCUGGCUUUUUAUUUUAAUUUGAGGUGAACGGCUGCUUAUUUAUGGAAUUUGAAUUUUAAUGAUCCCUGAUAAUCAGUUUGGUA